Bolinopsis microptera is the source of this 1401-nucleotide messenger RNA. Its product is annotated as DNA polymerase nu-like. Gene Ontology annotation, molecular function: DNA-directed DNA polymerase activity; DNA binding. The coding region runs from base 163 to 1401 and encodes 412 amino acids. The transcript has a single exon. Gene Ontology annotation, biological process: double-strand break repair via alternative nonhomologous end joining; DNA-templated DNA replication. NCBI's taxonomy places the organism in Eukaryota, Metazoa, Ctenophora, Tentaculata, Lobata, Bolinopsidae. The record is from RefSeq and is a predicted model, not a curated record.
ACUGCAAAUGUGGCUUCACAUAACAACUUUUCCUUCCAACUUCAUUCCUCUCUCGCUUUGAUUUUAGAUAUAAAACAAGCAGUUUACAGUCAUCUCACCGAGGAAAGGCUAUUAAACCUGUUCCAAUACUUGGAAUGUCCUCUUCUUGGGACAAUAUGCCAAAUGGGCCAAACUGGUAUUUGUAUCGACAAAAAAGAGCUUCACCUGUUGAGCAUCUAUCUGACAAAACGAUUGUCAGUUAUAGAACAGGAGGCAUCAUCCGUACUAGGUCGACAUGUGUUGUUAACCAGCCCUGUACAGUUAAGACAAAUUCUUUACGAAGAGCUGAAAUUAGACGAGAAAAUACCAGAUAACAUGUCUCGGACAGCAGCUAAACGGGAAAAGAGCACAUCUGAGGCAUGUUUGUUAAAACUAACAGAACUUCAUCCUCUUCCUCGAAUCAUUCUGGCUCAUCGCAGGAUAAGUAAAUUGAAAUCAACGUAUGUGGAUGGGUUGCAUCAGUACAUGAAGUUUGGAAAACUGUACCCCUCUUGGGACCAAACAUCCGCAGCUACAGGCCGUUUGGCUGCUUUCAACCCUAACGUUCAGGCAUUUCCUAAAGACGUUAUUGAAAACAAUGUGGACGAUGAACAGAGCAGUCAUUCUGUAAGAGAAAUUAUCGUACCCUCCCUGGGAUGCCAGUUUGUCGCAGUGGAUUUCUGUUCUAUCGAGAUGAGAAUUCUUGCCCAUUUUGCUAAAGACCAGGAACUAAUUGAGAUGUUUAAAAGUUCCGACGACAUUUUCACUACUCUAACUGCCUCCUGGAAGAGUAUUCCAUCGGAGAGUGUCUCUAAUGUUGAGAGGAACAAAACUAAGCGUGUUUGUUAUGCUAUUAUCUAUGGUGUCGGAAUUCCUAAGCUAUCCCAAAUACUAAAAGUUUCACUAUCAGAGGCUAAGAUGUUGAUGAGCAGUUUUCUUGCAAAGUUUCAGAACAUAUCCAAGUUCACAAACGCUGUCAUCAAAAGGGCCAGAGGUACCAAAAAACUGCGGACAAUUCUGAAUCGUUUAAGACAUUUUCCAGAUAUCAACCAAAGCAAUUUUGCCCUGAGAAAGUCUAUUGAAAGACAAGCGGUGAACUUUGUCAUCCAAGGUUCUGCAGCUGACAUCUGCAAGGUCUCAAUGCUGAAACUCUCUGACUAUCUCAAAUCUAACAAUCAAGUAAAUGCUCAACUUCUCAUCCAGAUUCAUGACGAGCUACUUUAUGAAGUUUAUCACGAGAACGUGGAUCAGUUUGCACGUGUCAUUUAUCAAAUGUUAGAGUCGUCCGAGUUUACGAGUGAAAUCCACCUUUCCGUUCCCUUGAAAGUUAAGGUGGAGGUCGGUGAAUCGUGGGGGAAAAUGGCAGAAUUUUCUAAUCUUUGA